Molecule: messenger RNA, 1416 nt
Organism: Echinops telfairi (small Madagascar hedgehog)
Lineage: Eukaryota; Metazoa; Chordata; Mammalia; Afrosoricida; Tenrecidae
Gene: TPCN2
Product: two pore segment channel 2
Exons: 16
Coding region: 1-1416 (471 amino acids)
Biological process (GO): transmembrane transport; monoatomic ion transport
Cellular component (GO): lysosomal membrane
Molecular function (GO): voltage-gated channel activity; monoatomic ion channel activity
Source: RefSeq, a predicted model, not a curated record
AUGUGCCAGCCCCUCUCCCCCCAGGCCGCCUGGAUAUCCCUCUGCUGGACGUCAGCAGCAUGGACUUUGGCCUCUCUAAGCAGCAAGGCUGGCCGGGAGCUCUGCAUUGACCAGGCUGUAGUCUUCAUGGAGGACGCAAUCAAGUACCGCUCCAUCAACCACCGCAUGGACGCCCGCGGGAUGUGGUUCUACCGGUGGUAUUACUCCAGCUCCUGCCAGUGGGUCCUGAGUGUCGCCAUCUUCCUGAUCCUGGCGCUGGCCUUUGUGGAGACCCCGUCCUCCCUCACCAGCUCCUCGGACGUCCGCUUCCGCUCACCCGCCUGGGAGCCGCCCUGCGGCCUGACGGAGAGCGUGGAGCUGCUGUGCCUGCUGGUCUUCCUGGCUGACGUCGUCAUGAAGGGCUACCUGAUCGGCUGGGCCCAGUACCGCAGCAGCCCCUGGCUGCUGGCCUACUUCCUGGUGCUGGUGGUGUCUCUGACGGACUGGAUCAUCUCGCUGAGCCUCCUCUGCUGGGAGACCAUGCGUGUGCGCCGGCUGCUGCGCCCCUUCUUCCUGCUGCAGAACUCGUCCUUGAUGAAGAAGACGCUCAAGUGCAUCCGCUCCACGCUGCCGCAGCUGGCCAGCUUGGCGCUGCUGCUGCUGCUGCACCUGUGUUUCUUCACCAUGUUCGGGAUGCUGCUGUUCACGGGCGAGAAGGACGACGGGGUGAGCAAGGAGCGGCUACUGUACUUCCGCAACCUGCCUGAGGCCCUGACCUCCCUGCUUGUGCUGCUUACCACGGCCAACAACCCUGAUGUGAUGAUGCCGGCGUACUCCAAGAACCGGGCCUACAGCCUCUUCUUCAUCUUCUUCACCAUCAUCGGCAGCUUGUUCCUGAUGAACCUGCUCACAGCGAUCAUCUACAGUCAGUUCCGCGGCUACCUGAUGCUCUCUCUGCAGACAUCGCUGUUACGGAGAAGGCUGGGCACCCGAGCCGCCUACGAAGUCCUUGUCUCCCUGGACGGGGGCUGGGACGGCCACCCACAGUCAACUGGGGUCCAGCCCGAGACCUUCCUGCGGGCGCUGACGAAAAUCCACAUGGCUGAGCACUGCAGGCAGGCCAUCGAGCAGAAGGUGCGUUCCCAUGGCGACAGCCUGCUGUCAGCUGAGGACUUCCAGAAGCUCAUCAACGAGGUGGACAAGCGUGUGGUCAAGGAGCACCCCCCACGGCCCGAGUACAGCUCGCCGUUCCUGCGGAGCGCCCAGUUCCUCUUCGGCCACCGCUACUUCGAUUACCUGGGGAACCUCAUCGCCCUCGGGAACCUCAUCUCCAUCUGUAUGAUGGCGGUUGUGGCUAACACGCUGCUGGACCUGAUAAAGAACAUGCGGGCCUUCGCGGGCAUCCUGGUGAGCACCCCCCUCCUCGGCCUCUACUAG